CCUCACCAUUUCCCCCUCCCCAACCCCUCAAACUCUCCCCCUACUUGGCCUUUCUUUAGAGUCUAAGGGGCCAUAUCAAUGACCCCUCUCUCCACUGCCCCCUACCAUCCUCCAACAGCCCAAGUUGUGGAUUUCAUCUGCAGUUUUGUCACUCACAGUGCAAAUCUCAAAUGACACCUGAUUCCCUGCAGUAUGCUACUUUUCACCAUAGGGAGAUAGGGCAUGUAGUGAACUAAACAGUGAACUAUAUAGGAGAUAGGGAGCCAUUUGAGACAGUUAACCAGCUCACUAACACAGUGAGGUGGAACCUCUGUUUUAAAGCAGAGAUUCUAAAGGCAGUUGAGUUGAUUUAGCCUCUGUUCUAUAAUAACUUAAUGUGAGCUAUUUUCUGUUGAAUGUAUUCUGUAUGGUACCAUAGCAGCUGUUCAGAACAGUUUCAGACCCACCAUUGCCGUUCAAUGUUUGAUUAUCAUUUACAGUAUAUCUGCAAAUACUGUGUGUGUGUGUGUGUGUGUGUGUGUGCGCAAGUUAGCGUGUUUUACCUGGCUUAUUGUCUUAAGGACUGAAGAGACAGUCCUCUUGUUAUGAACGUGUUCACUGUUCACUGCUCGUUCACACUGCUGUAUUGACUAUGACCUGCUCUUACUGAGUUUUCUGACUGGCGCUACAUUUCAGCUGGUGGUAACAGUUCAAUCCAUUUACCAAACAGCUUUGACUAUCAGCUUUUCUAUGUUGUGUGUUUCUCUAUGAGUGUUCAGUUUGCUUGCUGUUGCAACCAAAGACAACCACAUACGGUGAUUCACCAUCGAAGCUCGCCUGUUUUCAUAUACGAACAUGAUGACCACACACCCCCUCCGAACCCAAACCGUAACCUCUCUACCCCCUAACCCCCUUCCUCCCUACCCACCUCUAACUCUUAGUAAACUUGCUACUGUAGAUGGACUCUGUUUUGCUACUCCUGCCAGAGCUGACGGGCUGCUCCCGGAUUGGGAUACACGGACUAGGCUUUAGUAAACUGUAGACCAGGGUUGCACAACUCCAGUCCUGGAGGGAAGUAGUAUACGCAGGUUUUAGUUCCAGCCCAGCACUAACACACCUGAUUCAGCUAAUCAAGAUCUCGAUGAUUGGUUGAUUAGUUGAACCAGGCAAGUUAUUGCUGGGGUGGAACAGAAGCCUGCAUAUACUGCAGACCUACAUAACUACCUGCUAUAGGCAGGGCACUGGGACUUCCACAGGCCGAGACAAAGUCACACGCGCUGAUGGGAUAUAUAUGCCCUCAUAUCAAAUGACAAAAGCAGUGUCUGGUGGGAAAUGUAUGCUCAGUCUGCCUCUGGCAUUGUGAACUCUUAACUUGUGUGUGAGAGUCCGUGUGGUGAAGAGUGACUGCUCAAUGUUGAAAUACGUAACUUAUGUAUAAACGUAGUGUCUGUUAGAGGAAGGUACGCUCCAUAUUCUGGCUGUUUCAGAUGUGAUUGUACUGCCACCUAGUGGCGCUCCAUUGCUAUGUCAGUGUUUUACUCUUAUGGAGGCACUAAUGAAAACUUGGGGGAAAAAAUGUACAUUUGUGCAAGUGUUUUAUUUAAAAAACAAUAAAUGAAAAACGGACCCAAUGUGUCUUUUUCUGAUGUAUUUUGUCUUUGAUUUGCCUUGUGUCGUUGUUUACAAGAAAUACUUCUACAGACCAAAUAAUAUUGUUCUACAAUUGAUUUGCAUUUUAUUCACAUAUCUUACGUUAUCUCACAUUGUCUCUGGUCUUAGAGCUCGAUUCAAUCUGUAUUGUUGAAGUUCAGCGCUGUGGCGCGAUUAAAAUGUAAAGGCAGUGUUCAAGCAUUCGUGGAGACUGCAUUCACGGUUAACGCUGCAUAUUAUAUAUCGGCUCCAUUGGAAAUGACCUUUACAUUUCAAGCGGAUUGAAUCGAGCCCUUAGUGUUUCUAACUGACAGAGAAUUAGGUCAGAGUGGAAGCCAGUUGUCUCUAUGUGCAUCUGUCUGGGAUGACCACAUACCACAGGUUCAUACACACACACACACACACACACACACACACACACACACACACACACACACACACACACACACACACACACACACACACACACACACACACAAAUUCCUACCAAGAGCAUCACUUCAGGAACCUCCUGGUACUGUCAGAAUGCUAGUUGUGCACUAUGGACGAGACACAUGGAAAGUAUGUGUUCUUGCAGUGUGUGUAUACAGGAGAGACAGUGUGUUGGAUAUAGUAUGUUGGCCUCCAGUAUGAAAUGGGUGGUGUUGUUGUGGGGGUAGUGUGGAUUAACCACCUGGUUUCACCCGCCUCACCAGCUGACAGGUUAAAUACAGACACAGCUAUAUAUACAUAUAUACAGUCCUAACAUCAGCCUGGAAAAUAUGAAGAAACACUCUAAUAAUAUCACUGCAGUCAGUAAUGCAUGGACAAUCUAAACCAUCCUAUAUGAGGGCUGGACUGGUGAAGAAAGGAAAAGUUGACAAAAAGGGAAGGUCACACACACACAGCUGCUGUACUCGUGUGGAUAGGAAAGGGGGCGGGAGAAUGAAAGAGAAAAUGAAAGCUGUCAGCAGAGACAGAGAGCGAAGGAAGGAUGAUGCAGCUCAAAUGAGGUAAAUGAAUAAAAACAUGGAAGGAACCUCCGUCUACACCUCCAUCCAACUCAGGGAACAUCUGGGGUGCCAGGGCAACAUGAUUUCUGUUCUAUGGUGAUAGUGUUGGACUUGUUAACAUCAAAACAAAGGUUCAAGAAAUAACUUCUGGACAUUUCUCCUAGCCUGUUGCUGUAAGGUUAUACAUUUCCGUCUAACCAAAGAGAGACUACGUUCCUCCUGAAGUGUAAUUAUCAACAGCUAUCCUCCCUGAUGUUUCUCUACAUUCUGAAAACCAACUGAGUGCCUGCAGACUGUUUGAUGCUCUCAAGAGUGAUCCUUAUCCUUACAGUAGUCCUCCAACAACAUUUCCACCAUAAUGGUCAGGUUCUUGGUUCUGGCCCUCCUGUCUCUGGCUGGUGUGACCCAGACCUCCGCUAGCCCGACCCAGGCCUCGGAGCCCCCUAACCCCACUGAGGAGCAGCCUCCCUUAGGUACAGGAAGCCUCUCAUUCCCUUGGAGCCACCUCCGUCUUCCGGGGUACAUUGUUCCGCUCCACUACCAUCUCCUGCUCCACCCUAACCUCACCAUGCUCAGCUACAGCGGUACUGUCCGGAUAGAGCUCCAGGUUCAGAACAAUACCAACUGGGUGGUGCUGCACAGCAAGGGGCUCCGUAUCACUACAGCAACCAUGUUGGACCAGAACCUGGCUCACCUGUCAGACAAGGUGCUCCCUGUGCUCCACAAUCCUACCCAUGAGCAGACUGCCAUCUUCUCUCCCAGAGUGCUCAGUGGUGGGCAGAAGUACUUCCUAUUUCUGGAGUUUGGGGCGGAGCUAGGAGAAGGCUUCUAUGGCUUCUACAGGAGCACCUACAGAACCAGCAGCGGAGAGACACGGAACCUGGCCUCCACUCAUUUUGAGCCCACCAGUGCUCGGAUGGCGUUUCCUUGUUUUGAUGAGCCGAGCUUCAAGGCUAAUUACUCUAUCAGUAUCAGGAGGAGCCGGGCACACACCGCCCUGUCCAACAUGCCUGUAGAGCAGACAGUGGUCCUGGAUGAUGGUCUAAUGGAGGACCGUUUUGCUGUGAGUGUGAGGAUGAGCUCCUACCUGGUGGCCUUCAUCGUGUGUGACUUCAGAUCUGUCAGCGCAACAACGGCCUCAGGGGUCAAGGUAUCUGUCUAUGCUGCUCCUGAGAAAUGGCAGCAGACCCAUUAUGCUCUGAAGGCUGCAGUCAAACUACUGGAGUUCUAUGAGAAAUACUUCAACAUCAAAUACCCACUACCUAAACAAGACCUGGUUGCUAUCCCAGACUUUCAGGCCGGAGCGAUGGAGAACUGGGGUCUGAUCACCUUCAGAGAGACCAGCCUGCUCUACGACCCCGCCACCUCCUCAGGCUCCGAUAGGGUCUGGGUUACCAUGGUGAUCGCCCACGAGCUCGCCCACCAGUGGUUUGGCAACCUGGUGACCAUGCAGUGGUGGAAUGACAUCUGGCUGAACGAGGGCUUCGCCAGAUACAUGGAGUACAUCUCAGUCAACGCCACAUACCCCAAACUCAGAGUGGAGGAUUAUCUGGUGGACACCUGCUUUGCUGCGAUUGGUCGAGACUCUCUUAACUCCUCCCGUCCCAUCUCCAGUGCGGCUGAGAGUCCCACACAGAUUGAAGAGAUGUUCGACACAGUAUCCUACGACAAGGGUGCAUGUGUCCUGCACAUGCUCAGACACUACCUGACUGACCAAGUGUUCCAGAGUGGAAUCGUGCGCUACCUUCGCAGGUACAGCUACAGCAACGCUCACAACCAGGACCUGUGGGACAGCCUGGCCAAUACGUGUUCAGAGGAGGAGUUCAGCUCUGGAGAACACUGUUACAGCAGCAGGCAGGCAGCUAAGAACGCAUACCUGUACGCUGGGGAGCACCUGGAUCUGACAUCCAUGAUGAACACCUGGACGCUGCAGACAGGUGUGCCCUUGGUAACGGUUACUAUGCAGGGGUCUCAUCUCCUGCUAAAACAGGAGAGGUUCCUGAGGACCGCACAUCCUUCUGAUCCAGCAUGGCCCAGCCUGCAGCAGGGGUUCCUGUGGCACAUCCCUCUGACAUACAGAACUGACACCUCAACAAGUAUCCACAGACACCUAAUGACCACACUCACAGACAGUGUGGAGGUGGGGGAGGAGGUGGGCUGGGUGAAGGUGAAUGUGGACAUGGCUGGUUAUUACCUGGUCCACUAUGAUGGUUCAGGCUGGGACGACUUGAUACAACUACUGAAGGACAACCACACAGCUCUCACCUUCAUGGACAGAACACACCUCAUACACAACGCCUUCCAACUCACCACGGCAGGUCGGUUGUCACUCGAUAAAGCCUUGGACCUUAUUGGCUACCUGCGAUCAGAAAGUCACACCGUUCCCUUACUCGAAGGUUUGGGCUACCUGGAAGCUUUCUACAGGAUAGUGGAGAGGAGAGACAUACCUGAUGUCACACAAAACCUCAGGACGUACAUCCUGUGGUAUUUCCGUGAUGUGAUUGACCGUCAGACGUGGAGCGACAAGGGCUCUGUGUCUGAGAGGCGACUGAGGUCGGAGCUCCUUUCCCUGGCCUGCCAUCUAGGAGACCUCCCCUGUUUGAAACAGGCCCAGCGCAGCUUCACACACUGGCUGGACUCCAACAGCACGCUUAACCUGCCUGCAGACGUGGCAGAGACAGUGUAUUCAGUAGGGGCCCAGGAGGACACGGGCUGGGUGUCUCUCCUCCAGACAUACACCCACUCCCUCUCAGAGACGCACAAACGCAAGAUCCUCUCUGCCCUGGCCAGCAGCCGAGACACUAACAAACUAACCAGGUUGUUGGAGCUGGGUCUAGAGGGAGAGGUGAUCCGUACCCAGGACCUGGACUCCCUCAUCGCCAUGGUAGCCAGGAACCCAAGGGGACAUCAUCUGGCCUGGAGCUACGUCCAGAAAUACUGGAGCACCCUGGUGGACAAGUUCCAGUUGGGAUCGUUCUCUAUUAGAAACAUCAUCAUUGGUGCCACAGCCCAGUUCUCCUCCACAGAGGAACUCACUGAGGUGCGUCUAUUCUUUGAGUCGAUCCAUGAGCAGGCAUCUCAGCUGAGAGUGACUGAGGUUGCCAUGGAUAACAUCCAGAAGAACAUCCUCUGGCUGCAAAGGAACCUGGGAACUCUGAGGAGCUGGCUGGACCAACAGAUAGACUGAAGAGAAAGAGAGAGGCAGAG
Oncorhynchus keta (chum salmon) is the source of this 5828-nucleotide messenger RNA. It is a transcript of the gene erap2, whose product is annotated as endoplasmic reticulum aminopeptidase 2. The coding region runs from base 2980 to 5808 and encodes 942 amino acids. Gene Ontology annotation, molecular function: zinc ion binding; peptide binding; metalloaminopeptidase activity. Gene Ontology annotation, biological process: proteolysis; peptide catabolic process. The record is from RefSeq and is a predicted model, not a curated record. Lineage: Eukaryota; Metazoa; Chordata; Actinopteri; Salmoniformes; Salmonidae. The transcript is spliced from 20 exons. Gene Ontology annotation, cellular component: cytoplasm.